AUGACGCAACUGAUCCUUCACUUCUAUUCGAAGCAUGCUUGGUGGAUUCAGCGCAUGCAAUUGCUCAUAAUCAUCCCUAGGUUUUGGCAACGUGUCGCGAAUUUUACACUGGCCUUCCGCGUCAAGGCCCUUGAUCGUCUUUGCACAUUACAUACUUUGACAUCGCAAUUUCACGCAAAGCGCGGUAAAAACGCACAGAGACUCAACGCGCAAUCUCCGACAGUAGGAAAAGAUACAGUUAGAAGGAAAGAGACAAUGGGGAAUUGA
This is a messenger RNA of Aspergillus nidulans FGSC A4, 267 nucleotides long. RefSeq lists its product as uncharacterized. Bases 1 to 267 code for a protein of 88 amino acids. The record is from RefSeq and is a predicted model, not a curated record. Lineage: Eukaryota; Fungi; Ascomycota; Eurotiomycetes; Eurotiales; Aspergillaceae. The transcript has 4 exons.